Messenger RNA from Medicago truncatula (barrel medic), 1870 nucleotides. RefSeq names its product cytochrome P450 87A3. The transcript is spliced from 9 exons. Gene Ontology annotation, biological process: multicellular organism development; brassinosteroid biosynthetic process; sterol metabolic process. The record is from RefSeq and is a predicted model, not a curated record. NCBI's taxonomy places the organism in Eukaryota, Viridiplantae, Streptophyta, Magnoliopsida, Fabales, Fabaceae. The coding region runs from base 100 to 1551 and encodes 483 amino acids. Gene Ontology annotation, molecular function: iron ion binding; heme binding; monooxygenase activity.
CUCAUUCCUCCCUCAUUUCCCACUUUAAGCCUUUCCUCUAUUUUCACAACUGCACUUUUUUAAAAGAGUUUCAUUUCAUUUUUUUCUUUAAGAAGAAAAAUGUGGGUUUUGUGUCUUGGAGCAUUGGUUACUAUAUGCAUUAUUACACGUUGGGUUUAUAGAUGGAGAAAUCCUAGUUGCAAUGGAAAACUACCACCAGGUUCAAUGGGUUUACCUCUUUUAGGUGAGAGCCUUCAGUUUUUUUCCCCCAACACUUCUUGUGAUAUUCCUCCAUUCAUCAGGAAGAGAAUGAAAAGAUAUGGACCAAUCUUCAAGACAAACUUGGUUGGAAGACCAGUUGUAGUGUCCACAGACCCUGAUCUUAACUACUUCAUAUUCCAACAGGAAGGGAAAAUAUUCCAGAGUUGGUAUCCAGAUACAUUCACAGAGAUAUUUGGGCAACAAAAUGUAGGUUCCUUACAUGGUUUUAUGUAUAAGUACCUUAAGAACAUGAUGCUCAAUUUGUUUGGUCCUGAAAGUCUUAAAAAGAUGAUCUCAGAGGUUGAACAAGCAGCCUGCAGAACAUUACAACAGGCGUCGUGUCAGGACAGUGUCGAGCUGAAGGAAGCAACAGAAACGAUGAUAUUUGAUUUGACUGCAAAAAAACUCAUCAGUUAUGAUCCAACCGAGUCCUCCGAGAAUUUAAGGGAGAACUUUGUUGCAUUUAUACAAGGACUCAUCUCAUUCCCUCUCAACAUUCCAGGAACAGCUUAUAACAAAUGUUUGCAGGGUAGAAAAAAGGCAAUGAAGAUGCUUAAGAACAUGCUGCAGGAAAGAAGGGAAAUGCCUAGGAAACAACAGAUGGAUUUCUUUGACUAUGUUAUUGAAGAACUUAGAAAAGAGGGAACACUCUUAACAGAAGCAAUAGCUCUGGACCUCAUGUUUGUGCUUCUCUUUGCAAGCUUUGAAACCACUUCUCAGGCCCUUACUUAUGCCAUCAAAUUACUCUCUGACAAUCCCUUGGUGUUCAAGCAAUUACAAGAAGAACAUGAAGCCAUCCUUGAACGACGUGAGAAUCCUAACUCAGGAGUCACAUGGCAAGAAUAUAAAUCAAUGACAUUUACAUUUCAGCUCAUAACCGAAACUGCAAGACUUGCAAAUAUAGUUCCAGGAAUCUUCCGGAAGGCACUAAGGGAAAUUAAUUUUAAGGGAUAUACCAUACCAGCAGGAUGGGCAAUCAUGGUGUGUCCCCCAGCUGUACAUUUAAACCCUGCGAAAUAUCAGGAUCCUCUUGUCUUCAACCCAUCUAGAUGGGAGGGAAUGGAACCGAGUGGUGCUACCAAACAUUUCCUGGCUUUUGGUGGAGGCAUGAGAUUUUGUGUUGGGACAGAAUUUGCUAAGGUUCAGAUGGCAGUUUUUCUUCAUUGCUUGGUAACAAAGUAUAGGUGGCGACCCAUCAAAGGAGGGAAUAUUGUUCGAACUCCUGGUUUACAAUUUCCAAAUGGCUUUCAUGUCCAGAUCACAGAGAAAGAUCAAAAGAAGCACGAAUCAGAAUGUACAACUACAUAUUAGAACACAAAACCUGCAAGAAAGACUCAUGGUAGAAAUUUAGACUUGACAUCUCAAUUAUUCGACAUUUUUCAAGACAAAAAUGCAACAUUUUUGUUACGUAAGCCACAAAAGUAACAAUAACGGCCUCUUAAUUUAAAGUCACUUAAAAACUGUGAUCUGGAGUUUGCCUUACUAGGGAAGUGAGGGUGGUAUAAAAAAGCAUGUAUCAGAGUUUGACUUUGUAAUUACCAAGGCAGUGAGAGAGGGGAAGGGAAGUUUCACUUUGUAAGAGUGUAAAUGUUUCAAAUUAUAUAUUACCAAAAAAAAAUGUUUCAGAUUA